Molecule: messenger RNA, 372 nt
Organism: Rotaria socialis
Lineage: Eukaryota; Metazoa; Rotifera; Eurotatoria; Philodinida; Philodinidae
Source: the annotation of a GenBank genome assembly
AUGAAAAAUAUUGAUGAAUGGGAAACGAAAUCGAUUGCCAAAACCAGAAGAGUGGCACAAGAAACAAGAGAGGAAUUGCUUUCAUCUGUCAAAAAUUUUAUUCCUCGAUUAGAAAUGCAAUUGACAAGUUUAAAUGCUGAAGUUCAUCAGGAUCCUGAUGACUGUGCUUUCAUGGGCACUGGCAUAGAGCAUUGGACAAAAGAAUUAGAAAGAUUAAAAGCAACACUGAACAAUCCACCUGAUUUCACCAUUCGACAAGAUUCCAGGGCAUUUAUUAGCAAAAUCUAUCUACCAGUUGAACGUAAGGUCAUAGAUGAAGGAAACAACUGCCGUGGCGCAAAUGUUUUGCAAGAAACUUCUUCUGUAUUUUGA